Debaryomyces tyrocola is the source of this 3351-nucleotide messenger RNA. The record is from the annotation of a GenBank genome assembly. NCBI's taxonomy places the organism in Eukaryota, Fungi, Ascomycota, Pichiomycetes, Serinales, Debaryomycetaceae.
AUGGUGAAUCGUAAUAGGUCAUUAAGUAUGAACUUCAAUGGACAUAAGUCUGAACAAGAACAGCGAAAGAUGAAGGAAUCCAUAUUCGAAUUGAAAGAAGUUCAGACCACUCUCAGAUAUGAAUGGCCUCAAUGUUUACAAGAAAACGCUAAUCCGAUUGAAAUGGCAGUGUCACUUCUUGACGACACAUCCGUUGGAAUGGCGUAUAAGUUACCAGAAUUCCAGGACUUAUCUAAACAGACCAAAACUGCUUUACGGCACGUUGUGAACGAGCAUCAUGAUAUUUUCAAUAAUAGUAUUGGUUCGUAUCAUGUGUUGCUUUCAACCCUUCGGGAUUCACAACAGGAUUCUAUACAAAUAAAGGAAAUGCUUGAAUCUGCCACCACAGAGAUUCAUAAUCGUUCAGACGUGUUGACGGAAUUGAACCAAACGUCUGCAAGAUAUUCUGAAAUGAUUGAAAUUUUGGAUGCAAUGGACGAAUUGGUCUCGAUACCCGAUAAAAUAGACCAGCUUAUUAUUGAUAAAAAAAUCCAUCAAGUGUACGAUGUGAUAUCCCAUGGUUAUAAGGUUGCAGAACAAUAUAAUUUAUGGUCAUUGUCGGCUAUGAGCACCACCAGAAGUUAUUUGGAACUGCAAUCCAAUAAUUUAUUUGAUAUGAUUGUUGAUGAGUUGCAGAACGAAAUAUACUUAAAGAAUGUGUCAUUACUGAAUGACGGGUCUACAGGGAACAAUGUUCUUUCAUGGCAGGCGUUAGGUACCUCGGGAAAGCCUCAAUUGUCCUCGAUCAAGGCUUUGAUCACAGAACUGAAUAAUCUAGAACAAUAUAUCUAUAAUUCAGCGAACUUAGAUAUAUCAGAAAUUGCUGAUUGCUUUACCGAGCCUGUCGAGGAAUUUAUUGUCAACCAGCUUCCCAAACUUCACGCACAUUAUUCUAAUAGUGAGUCUGAAACAGAUUAUUCAAUAAUGCUUGAUGCAGCCCUGAAUGAUAGCUCAAAGUCCUAUCAUUACAUAUACAAGUUAUUAAACACCGCGUCCAAGUUGAAUCGUUUACCACAAGUAUUGGAAAUUCUCAUAAAUUCAAACCAACAAGAAUUACAUGGAUUAAUAAAUAGAACAACAGAAGAAGCUAAACUGAGAAAUAUGCAACAUUUGAAUAAAUUAGCAAAAUUGAAGAACCUCGAUCAUUCUUAUGCUACAGAUAUGAUAAGUGGAAGUACUUUUAAUGAUUACUCUGUUGUUAUCCUACAAGAUUUAUUUGGAUCUAUAUUCAUUAAAGCUUUAGCAGUUUUACAAAAACAUAAAGUGGUAACUGAGAUUGUCGAAAAGAUCAAGGUUAGAGACUCAUACAACAUAAAUCAUAGCUUUGAUAAUAUCUGGGGUUCAAUUAGAAAGGAAUUACGAGCCUUAAUGAUUAACUAUACAUAUGACGUGCCAGUUUUUGGUUUGAAUCCAAUUAAUGGAGGUAAUGAAUUAAAUAAACAAAGUAGUUUAAACGAUGUUUUACUGAGAAGUGAUUUAUUCAAAUUGGAGGACGUUUCCUACGACAAAUCGGCGAAGACUACAGAAGAUAUGAAAACUAUAUUGCAAGAUAUGUUUCCGGGCUUCGUUUUAUCUGAUUCAGACCAUAAAAUUGGAAGUAAUACGAAGGCAAACUCGUUCGAGAUUGAAUCUCCAUAUAUCAAGAAUGAAACGUUUAAUGCUAUGGUGGAAGUUCUUGUUCCUAAGAAUAUAUUUAAUAUGAGAAUAAUUCUAGAAUUUUUAUUGGUCUUUAUUGCCGGAUCUCAAAAAUUAUUUGCUAAUUUUGCAGAAGAAGAGACUACUUCCAGCACACAAAAUAAUACAGCUCUUAAGUUCUUUAAUGAGUAUAUGAAAGGCUCUUUCCUUCCAAGGUUGAAGGAGAAUCUCGAUAAUGCGUUCAGGGAAUAUGUUAGUGGUAAAUCUAAUUUUGAGCAAAAUUCUAUUGCUGAACAUGAAAACCCAGAUAUUAAUAACUCCGUGUUGUCGGGCUUUAGAUCAGAGGUUACGCCGUUGGAUCAAAUUGAAAGUGAUUCAAAUUCCCUUGUAAUUAACACUACUAGUAAUUCUUCUGCAAUGAUAUUUCAAAAUGCAUUAGAUUUUAGACGGUUAUUUACCAAUGCUUGUUCAGUUUUAAACACAUCUUUAACAUACCGUAAAGAUUUUAGUGAUUUAUGUUUGCAUUUUUUGAGAAGAUUCUCAGAUACUUAUGCACAAUUUUAUAACGAAUUAUUGCUCCCAAGUGGAGUACAGGACCAAGAUGAUUCAAUACACGGGAAUAAUACUUCGAAACCUAGUCUGCAGCUCAAUUCUUGGAUGCGCAUACCAGCCUUGAUUGAGAUAUCGAACAUAAUAUUACAACAAGAUUCAACUCCAAAAGAUUUUGAUGCAUUACUUGAUAAAGAAAUUGAAAUUAUGACGUAUAAUAAUGACAAGUCUAGACACAUUUUUGAUAUUACAAAGGAUGAUUUCUUAGACAAUGACUCCAUUAACCAGGUAUGUUAUCUUUUGCUAACAACAUCUUGGAUAUUGACAUGGUUACCAUCAAUGAAAAAAGAAUCAAAUUAUACAGUUUAUAAUGAUGAUGUUGACACUGUCAAACUCUCUACGGUAGAUAAGUUGAAGCAUGAUUGGUGUUUCCUUGAGAAUGGUCUCACAAGUCCUACAAAUUUGGAUAACAAACAAAGAAACAUAUACUUGGCAUUAAAUUCUGAUAAGGUUCACCAGUUUAAUGAAAUAAUUAGAACAUUUGAGGUCAUAAGAGACGGUGCUUUAGUUGCACUUCGAUAUGAUUUGAGGUGUAAAGCUAUGUACUAUAUUGGAAGGUCGUUCAAAGGAGGUGAAUGGCUUCCAAGUUCAGAACCUGGAGACGCUGAUCAGUACAUUGGAUUAUAUAACAAAGAAGCUUUUGCAGUGGAAAAUAAGUUGAAUAACAUCCUAAAUGAUAACGAGAAGAACGGAGUUUUCGUUGGUUUACCAAAAUUCUUGAGCGAAAUAAUGAUAAAGGGGUCUUAUAUUAUCCCUAAGAUAAAUACUAAUGGUGUUAAGAAAAUAUUAUUGAAUACCUUCACCUUACAACAAAUGUUGCGAAAUGUGAUGAAUGAUGCUGAAAGUGUUGAUUUUACUAAGCCAUCAGUGUACUAUGAGUUGUUCACUAAACACGAGCAAGAAUUUCUAGAAAUAGUUAAGAGGAACCAUUUGAAGUUUACUUCGAAAGAAAUACAAAACCUUGUCAGAUUACUCUAUAGUGAGAAGCUAGCUGACGGACGGGGAAGCUCAUUCCACAAGUCGAAGUUUAAUGAGCUAGAGAGAAAAAUUAUCGACAUUUUAAACUAA